AUGGCCCAAUACAUCAAGGACAUAGUUGUCGCCAAUCCUUACUCUGAGACAAAUCGCUACUGGGAACCUGCCGACACCAACACUUAUUGGCUUUCAACUGACCACAUUAAAUCCACAACUUUCUUGCCUCAGGAGCACCCGGUACGAAAAACUCUGGCUGCAGCGUCGGACAGAGCGUAUCUCCAGAUCAAACAGCCCAAGUUCGCGGAGGAGACUCAAGACUAUCCGUCAUUUGGAGCCGAUCUUCAAGAGUUGAAGUUGACACUCAACGGGUUGAGGUACACUACAGCUGUUACUUUCGAGGUUCCUCUCACUGAGAAGGAUCUAGAGCUGAGAUAA
Penicillium maclennaniae is the source of this 339-nucleotide messenger RNA. RefSeq lists its product as uncharacterized. Bases 1 to 339 code for a protein of 112 amino acids. The record is from RefSeq and is a predicted model, not a curated record. The transcript has a single exon. Lineage: Eukaryota; Fungi; Ascomycota; Eurotiomycetes; Eurotiales; Aspergillaceae.